Molecule: messenger RNA, 702 nt
Organism: Salvia miltiorrhiza (redroot sage)
Lineage: Eukaryota; Viridiplantae; Streptophyta; Magnoliopsida; Lamiales; Lamiaceae
Exons: 1
Coding region: 1-702 (233 amino acids)
Biological process (GO): DNA integration
Molecular function (GO): nucleic acid binding
Source: RefSeq, a predicted model, not a curated record
AUGAUGCUCAUACCAGUGGCAGAAUUUUUGAAGGAGCAAGUGUUCGAAAGAUUUGGUGUGCCAAAGAUCCUUAUCAGUAACCAGGGAUCUCAUUUCUGUAACGUCACCAUUAAAGCUUUAACCAAGAAUAUGGGAGUAAAGCAUAAAGUAACCACAGCCUAUCACCCACAAGCGAAUGGGCAAGCCGAAAUUUCUAAUAGGGGGGUAAAAAACAUAUUGGAAAAGGUGGUGCACCCUAACCGCAAGGACUGGAGCAAUGACUUGGGAGAUGCGUUAUGGGCAUACCGGACUGCUUUUAAAACUCUUAUUGGUAUGUCUCCUUUCAGGUUGCUUUAUAGAAAAAUAUUCCAUCUAUCAGCAGAGAUUGAACAUAAGGCGUACUGGACAAUCAAGAAAAUAAAACUCGGUAUGCGCCUUGCUGGAGAAGAACGAAAGUUGCAGAUUAGUGAGUUAGAAGAGCUUCGAUUGGAGGCAUACAAUAAUAUUGUGCUCUAUAAGGAGAGAACCAGAAGGAUCCACGAUACUCAGAUUAGAAAGAAGGAAUUUUGGGUAGGACAAAAAGUCCUAUUGUUCAAUUCACGUUUCAAGAUGAUGGCUGGAAAGCUUAGUUCAAAAUGGUCUGGACUGUUCAUAGUGAAGGAGAUUUUUCGAAUGGGACCAUCGAAGUUUAUGACCUCAACGGAAGUGAUACAUUCGUGGUAA